Messenger RNA from Dipodomys ordii (Ord's kangaroo rat), 2916 nucleotides. RefSeq names its product suppressor of Ty 20 homolog (S. cerevisiae) (gene Supt20h). Gene Ontology annotation, molecular function: transcription coregulator activity. NCBI's taxonomy places the organism in Eukaryota, Metazoa, Chordata, Mammalia, Rodentia, Heteromyidae. The coding region runs from base 288 to 2735 and encodes 815 amino acids. Gene Ontology annotation, biological process: regulation of transcription by RNA polymerase II. The record is from RefSeq and is a predicted model, not a curated record. The transcript has 26 exons. Gene Ontology annotation, cellular component: SAGA complex.
CGUUGCGGCCGGGACUGAGGUAGCGUCGGGAGGCCCGGCGGGGGCGGCGGCCCGCGCAGGUGCACCGGGGCCGGCGAGUGGGUGGGGAAGGCUCGCGGCUCCGAGGCUUGACCGGGUGCAGGAAGUUGUGCUUGAGCUUGGCUGUGUGUGCAGCAGUGGAUACAGAAGUUAGCUGAAGGAUUAGAUGCAAUGAAUAUAUAUAAGCUUGAUAUAAAAGACAUGGUUUUUACCUCACUUCACCAACACAUAUAAGUUCCCUUCUUUUUGGAUUCCUAUGUGAUGCCACAAUGCAACAAGCUUUAGAACUAGCUUUGGAUCGUGCAGAGUAUAUCAUUGAAAGUGCUCGACAGAGACCUCCUAAAAGGAAAUACCUAUCUAGUGGAAGAAAAUCUAUAUUUCAAAAACUUUAUGACUUGUAUGUUGAAGAAUGUGAAAAAGAACCAGAGGUUAAGAAAUUAAGAAGAAAUGUGAACUUGUUAGAAAAGCUUGUUAUGCAAGAAACAUUGUCCUGUUUGGUGGUCAAUCUCUACCCAGGAAAUGAGGGAUAUUCUCUGAUGCUCAGGGGAAAAAAUGGAUCAGAUUCUGAGACCAUUCGACUACCUUAUGAAGAAGGAGAGUUGCUUGAAUACUUAGAUGCAGAAGAAUUACCUCCUAUUCUAGUUGAUCUUCUAGAAAAAUCUCAGGUUAAUAUUUUUCACUGUGGGUGCGUCAUAGCAGAAAUACGUGACUAUAGGCAGUCGAGUAAUAUGAAGUCUCCUGGUUACCAGAGCAGGCACAUUCUCUUACGACCAACGAUGCAGACUUUAAUCUGUGAUGUUCAUUCAAUAACAAGUGAUAACCAUAAAUGGACCCAGGAAGACAAGCUGUUGCUUGAGAGCCAACUGAUUCUGGCUACAGCUGAACCACUGUGUCUUGAUCCUUCUGUAGCAGUAGCCUGCACUGCAAACAGACUUCUCUAUAACAGGCAGAAGAUGAAUACUCGUCCAAUGAAACGGUGUUUCAAGAGGUACUCCAGGUCCUCCCUGAAUCGGCAGCAGGAUCUCUCUCACUGUCCCCCUCCACCUCAGCUGAAAUUGCUUGAUUUCUUACAGAAAAAAAAGGAAAGAAAAGCAGGUCAGCAUUAUGACCUCAAAAUCUCUAAAGCAGGCAAUUGUGUAGAUAUGUGGAAGCGUAGUCCCUGUAAUUUGGUCAUGCCAUCUGAAGUAGAAGUGGAGAAAUAUGCAAAAGUGGAAAAGUCCAUCAAAUCUGAUGACUCACAACCAACAAUUUGGCCAGCCCAUGAUAUAAGAGAUGAUUACUUAUUUGAAUGUGAAACUGGUAAUCAGUAUCAAAAAACAAAGCUGACCAUCUUGCAGUCACUUGGUGAUCCACUUUACUAUGGUAAAAUACAGCCAUGUAAAGCAGAUGAAGAAAAUGACAGCCAGAUGUCUCCAUCCCACUCCUCCACAGAUGAUCAUUCAAAUUGGUUCAUUAUUGGGUCAAAGACUGAUGCUGAGAGGAUAGUUAAUCAGUACCAAGAAUUGGUCCAGAAUGAAGCUAAAUGUCCAGUCAAGAUGUCGCACAGCUCUAGUGGUUCAGCCAAUCUGAGUCAGCCUUCUCCAGGGAAAGAAGGGGAACAGUCUGAGACCCUGUCAGUUCAAUCUUCUGUUUUGGGGAAGGGGAUAAAGCAUCGACCUCCACCCAUCAAACUUCCUACAAGCUCAGGAAGUAGUUCCUCAGGUAACUAUUUUACACCCCAACAGGCCAGCAGCUUUCUUAAAUCUCCAACUCCUCCUCCAUCUUCUAAGCCACCAAGUCUUUCUCGAAAGUCAUCUGUAGAUCUCAAUCAAGUUAGUAUGCUUUCUCCAGCUGCCCUAUCACCUGCCAGCUCAUCACAAAGAUCUGGAACUCCUAAGCCAUCUACUCCUACACCAACCCCUUCAUCGACCCCACACCCUUCUGAUGCCCAGAGCUCAACUCCUAGUACCCCUUCAGCCACCCUUACUCCCCAAGAUUCAGGCUUCACCCCUCAGCCCACUUUGUUAACUCAGUUUGCUCAGCAGCAAAGGUCUCUGAGCCAGGCAAUGCCUGUAACAACCAUUCCUCUUUCCACCAUGGUAACAUCUAUAACUACAGGGACCACAGCCACCCAGGUCAUGGCAAACUCUGCUGGACUUAACUUCAUCAAUGUAGUGAGCUCUGUUUGUGGAGCACAGGCUUUGAUGAGUGGUUCAAACCCCAUGCUGGGCUGUAACACUGGUGCCAUAACUCCUGCAGGAAUAAACCUGAGUGGCCUUCUACCCUCAGGAGGUCUGCUACCAAAUGCAUUGCCCAGUGCAAUGCAGGCAGCUUCUCAAACAGGUGUUCCAUUUGGUUUAAAAAAUACUUCAAAUCUCAGGCCUUUAAACCUACUCCAGCUUCCUGGUGGUUCGCUCAUUUUUAACACCCUGCAGCAGCAGCAGCAGCAGCAGCAGCAGCAACUUUCUCAGUAUGCACCACAACAACCUCAGCAGCCCACAACUCCUAAUCCUCAACAGCCAGGGGAGCAGGGUUCUGAACAAGGUUCAAAUUGUCAAGAUCAGGCCUUAUCUGCUCAGCAAGCUGCUGUUAUUAACCUUACUGGAGUAGGAAGUUUUAUGCAAUCACAGGCAGCUGCAGUUGCGAUUCUUGCAGCAUCAAAUGGCUAUGGCAGCAGCAGCAGCCCAAACAGCUCAGCUACAUCAUCAUCGACAUUCAGGCAGCCAGUCAAAAAGUAAAAUGAAAAGAGGCACAUCAACCACUCCAAAAUUUUGAGUUUUUAUUUUUUUCUCUUUUAUAAAAACACAAGAGCAUUGAAUCAGUUGUUUCUACUUCUUUGUUUUUUAAGGUGUAUAAACUUUAUAUAAAAGCACAACCCUGUGGGGUUUUUUUUAAAAUAAAAGCAGGGAAAUGGUUUAA